UGGAGAGAACUGUCUGUGAACUCGGAGAUUUCAGAGGCUGAUGCAGAGUUAAUCACACGGAGGGAAACUCUGAGAGAUAAAGGAAACAGCUGCUUCAGCGCUCGCCGCUCUCUCGUCCCGCUCGCUGCUGUCGACGCUAAUUCAAGAUAAGACGAUAAAAAGAGGAUGUUUGCUUUAAUGUUGAAGACGUUUUUCUUUUCCUCCUCUGCUGCUCAAAAACAGACGCUCCAGUUUCAAGUUUUGUGUCUAAUGAUGAACUCGGGUACGUUUCUGUUUCUGUUUCUAAGGACAAAUGACGGGCGUCUGCGUGAAGGACACCAAGACCUGCGAGGUGUUGACCUGGUGCCCCGUCGAGGACGAUCACGGCAUCCCAGACCCUCCUUUGCUGAUGUCUGCAGAGAACUACACGCUGUUCAUCAAAAAUUCUGUAACUUUCCCUUUAUUUGGCGUCUCAAGGAGUAACCUGGUGGAGGGUAUCGAUGCCGGAUACAUCGGCAAAUGUCUCCACGACCCAAAGACUGCUCCGCUGUGUCCCAUAUUCAGACUGGGAGACAUCGUCAAACUGUCCGGCUUCAACUUUGAGACAAUAGCCAAAGUGGGAGGGGCCAUCGGUAUUGUGGUCGACUGGACGUGUAACUUUGAUGUGGACGUGAAACACUGCAAACCAAAGUACUUCUUCCACGGUCUGUACGGGAACCCCGCAGAGACGGACAAAGCCCGAGCUUCAGUGGGCUACAACUUCAGGUAUGCGAAGCAUUAUCUGGAGGACAAAAUUCAGAAAAGAACUCUUCUCAAAGUGUUUGGGAUCAGGUUCGAUAUCAUCGUGCAGUCCCUGGCGAGAAAGUUUGAUAUCAUCCCGACGCUGACGGCGAUCGGCUCUGGCGUGGGCAUCUUUGGAGUGGCCACUGUAGUGUGUGACUUGGUGCUGCUCUAUUUGCUGCCAAAAAGAGAAUUUUACAAGAACAUGAAAUUCAAAUACACAGACACACACACACAGCAUGACAGCGACUCGCUUGGUUUAGAAACAAGCGACUAUUACAACCUCGAAGCAAAUGCAAGACAAGCCCCAUCAGGCACGGGCCAGUCCAACGACCCCGAUUCAGAGGCAUGUAGCACAGAGACCGAGGUAUCGAAAAAGUGACGGGAGAGCAAACGUUUACGGAGCUUUGAGGGAGUGAUAAACUGGGAUCCUGCAGCGCACACACACACACACACACACACACACACACACACACACUAAAUGGACUUGGGACUGGAGAGGACACAGGAGACAUUCCCCCCCCCCCCCCCCCCCCGCUGUUGUAUGUAGAGCUUUAGCGUCGCUCAGCUGUGUGUGUACUUUUUUGGGUGUUGCUCAGUUUGCUUUUGUCCACACUCUGGGUGUAACCUCCACCUCGUCCACAUCCGUGCAGGUCAAAGAACACUUUAGUGUGUACACAAACCCUCCACAAGUCACACGCUACCCUCUGUUGCUGUCUUUGUCAAAGCAAGAAACGCACGCGUGACGUGCAGACGUGCCACCGUUGGAGUGACUCACCCCGUGUGCACUGAGAUUGAAUAAAAGAUGUACAGGAA
Molecule: messenger RNA, 1575 nt
Organism: Plectropomus leopardus (leopard coralgrouper)
Lineage: Eukaryota; Metazoa; Chordata; Actinopteri; Perciformes; Serranidae
Source: RefSeq, a predicted model, not a curated record